This is a messenger RNA of Wasmannia auropunctata (little fire ant), 424 nucleotides long. RefSeq lists its product as uncharacterized. Lineage: Eukaryota; Metazoa; Arthropoda; Insecta; Hymenoptera; Formicidae. The transcript has 3 exons. Gene Ontology annotation, cellular component: mitochondrion. The record is from RefSeq and is a predicted model, not a curated record. The coding region runs from base 122 to 388 and encodes 88 amino acids.
AACAAAGGCAUUCCACAUCCAUGUACUAUAUACUCAAAGGUCUAUGAUUGCAUCUAUGUUUUUAAUUUAACCUAACCUAAUGUCCCAAAUAUUACUGUUCCAACAAGGUUAGAGUUUAAACAUGAAUUCCACGCUUCGAUCGAGACUAAUUGUUACUAAAAGCCUAUGUUACCAUCAACGGAAUUUGUCGAUACAAAAAGAUGACAAAGAUCGAAUUAAUCACGCAAAAGAAAAUUCAAUGGAUGAAUUGGUGGAACCAACUACUUGCUGUAUGUCAGGAUGCGCAAAUUGCAUAUGGAUUAAAUAUGCAGAAAAAUUGAGUAACAUGGUAGAAAAAUCUGACAUAGAUCUGCAAAAAAUCAUCUUUGACAAGAUUAUGUACAUAUAACGUUACUGAGACUAUAUAUACUUUGUAUAUAUAUAU